This is a messenger RNA of Colletotrichum spaethianum, 645 nucleotides long. RefSeq lists its product as uncharacterized. The record is from RefSeq and is a predicted model, not a curated record. The transcript has a single exon. Lineage: Eukaryota; Fungi; Ascomycota; Sordariomycetes; Glomerellales; Glomerellaceae. Bases 1 to 645 code for a protein of 214 amino acids.
AUGCCGUCACGACACGACCGCCACCACAAAGACCGCGCCGUCUACGACGAUGACACAUACUACGAUGACUACUCCUACGAACGACCCAAAGCAUCACGCCGCGUUUCCCGGAGCGCUCACGAGUAUGAUGCCGGCGGAGCAGGGCCCCACCGCAGCCAGCGAUACUCUCCUAGUCCCGUUCCGCCUAGCCGCGCCCGGUCCGAAGACCACCGAUCCAGCCGGCCCUCCGCUCGUCGACAUGACAGCUAUUCAGACUAUUCUGACAGCGAGGAUGACCGGCGCCGUCGACGGGGAUACGGGCGUAGUAGCAGCCGACGGCGGGACAGCAAGGCAUCUGGAUCGUCGAGAGGGCUGCAGCGUCGCGAAUCGGAUAAGGCAGCAAUACUUCAAGCAGCUGCCAGUGCCGCCGUUGUCGCCUGCGCGACGGAGGCUUGGAGAAUGAGAAAGGAGAAGACAUCAUGGUCAAGGAAAGGCACGAGGAUGGCAACAGCUGCUGCUGGCGCUGCGGCCAUUGCGGCGUUCAAUAACAACGCCAAUGGAUCACACGGAGGUAAAGACUCGGGUGGAAGUAAGAAGGAUGCCUUGCAGGCCACGCUUGGAGGCUUGUUGGUCAACCGUCUAGCCAAUGGCGGUGGUCGGAAGUAA